AUGGAAGUCGAGAAUAUAAACGUAGAAGAAUUUCUGCCCGCCAAAAACCCUAUAAAAUUAAAAAAUGUUAAGCGGAAAACUGUAUCCGAAUCUGGCGAAGGUAUGGAUGUGGAAGUAGCAACUCAAUCGAAACCUAAACGUAAGAAGGGAAAGAAAUUGAAGAAGAUCAAUGAACCUAAUGAAAGUAAAGUAAAUAUGAGAAAAAUAGCUGUACCAGCACACAGAUACACACCUUUAAGAGAGAAUUGGUUAAAAAUAUUCACACCUAUAGUUGAGCACUUAUUGUUACAAGUUAGAUUCAAUACAAAAACUCGCAAUGUUGAGAUCCGAGUUGGUCCAGAAACAAAGGACAUUGCAAAUCUACAGAAAGCGGCUGAUUUUGUUAAGGCUUUCAUAUAUGGUUUUGAAGUUGAUGAUGCCCUAGCCUUACUGAGAUUGGACGAUUUAUUUGUUGAAUCCUUUGAAAUUAAGGAUGUGAAGACAUUACAAGGUGAUCAUUUGGGAAGAGCUAUCGGCAGGUUGGCCGGUAAAGCCGGACGAACAAAGUUCACUAUAGAAAAUGUUACUAAAACCAGGAUAGUAUUGGCCGACUCAAAAAUUCAUAUAUUGGGCAGUUUCCAGAAUAUAGCCUUAGCGAGACGAGCCAUUUGUAACUUGAUAAUGGGUUCACCACCAUCCAAAGUUUACGGGAAUCUAAGGAAUGUUGCCAAAAGGGUCGCGGAGAGAUUUUAG
Molecule: messenger RNA, 732 nt
Organism: Danaus chrysippus (African queen)
Lineage: Eukaryota; Metazoa; Arthropoda; Insecta; Lepidoptera; Nymphalidae
Source: the annotation of a GenBank genome assembly